AUGAACAAUUCGUUCUCCUCUCGAGACUUUCCCAAGGCUGGUUCCAGUCCAGCUUACGACUCGGACCAGUUCAACCAAAACUGCGAUCCCGCCAACCGUACCUCUUCCUUCUCCGCCAUCCCACCCUCUGCUAGCCAAAACAUGCAAGCAUUCAACGCUCGCCAAGCAGCCGCUCUCCCAUCCUCCACCCCGGCUGCUUCUACCCGCAACUUCCAGCCAUCGCACAGUCACAGCCAGUCCACCAGUGUUCUGCUCAACUCGUCCUCGCGUCAAAUGUACAAGCCUCAUUCACAGCAGCCAGCCGGCGGUAAUCGUUCCACCAGCAUGCGUCCCAUGUCCGCCUUCCAGCCCCUCGACAAUCCCGACUACUAUGCUGCCGGCGGUGGAGCUUCCAGUCCCACUCUCCAGCGUGCGCCUUCUCCCACCGGCUCCACAGCCAGAUCCAUCCGUUCCGCUUCCCAAACCCCUCUCACCUUCAAAAGCCAGGACCUUCGCAGUGCACUAAGCCUCCAAGAAUCUCAACAGAAAAAGCUCUACAUGGAAGGCUACCUCCUCAAACGCGACGAUCUCGGCACCGAUGGCAAGCCUCUCCACGUCGCAGACGAAAAGCGUCGCUGGUCCGAAUGCUUUGUACAACUUUCUGGAACCGUCCUGAGCCUAUGGAACGUAGAACAGAUGCAAGACGCUGCUCGCCGCGGCACAGAGGUCCCUCCCACCUACAUCAACAUCACCGACUCCUUUGUCGACUUUAUCGGUCUCCUCAUCGAAGAUCCCAAGCUCAUCCCAGGCAGCCGCGGACGCUACCACCAUGCCUUUGCCAUUAACUCGGCUGGCAACAAUCGCACCAUCUUCUGCUUCCGCGACCCGCCUCCUUUCCCGCCCGAGUCUCUCGAGCAAUGGCUCGCUCCCGAACAUCGUCAGAAACCAGAGCAUCGCACCGUCAUCGGCUGGCUCAACCUCGGUCAUCGUCAUCUUCAAGCCUGGAUCAACGCUAUCCGCCUCGCAUCAUGGGAGAAGGUCCGACUCGAAGAGAUCUACACCGGUGCUCUCAUCCGUGCACGGCUCGGCGCUGUCGGCUCGCCAGGCACCUCUACUCCCGAUGCCACCAAAGAUUCUUCCGCCCUCAGUGCUGCCCAAAUGUCCAUCAAGUCUCCCCUCGUCAAAGGCAAGAUGGAAGGCUGGGUCAAGGCUCGCUUCAUGGGUUCCACAGAAUGGAAAAAGGUAUGGAUGGUCCUCACCGAUCACAAGCCCGACGAGUCCGAAUUCGGUGCAAAGAAGAAGUUUUGGAAGCUUGGCUCUUCAGCAGGCGAUCGCUCCAGCGUCAUGAGCAUCAACAGCGUCUCCACCGCGGCUCCAGGCGCUCCCUCCAACGAUGGCAAGGACCUGCCUCCCCCUCCCGGAAGCACUGGCGCACCCGGUGUGGCUAGCUUCUUCGAGUCCAAGAAGGACAAGAAGCCCUUUGCUACCCUCAUCUAUGCUGCUCAUGCCUUUGCCGUCUAUCCUUCCCGUCCUGAGCUCGUCGAAGGCUCGAGUCUCUUCAAGAUCGAAGGUGUCUUCCCCUCCAGCAGCGUUCUCUCUGCUACUCACCGCGUUCGCACCACAGGCUGGGUCAUGCUCAUGCCCGAGCUCGACACCGCCGGCAGCAAAGGCGCAAACGCGGAGAUGAUGAAGUGGCUCAUCGCCUUUAUGGAUUCCUUCAAGCUCUACGGUCGACCCCAGACUCUUGUCUGGGAGGCACGCGAUCCAGUCUCGCCCUUCUUUGCGUAUCCCAUCGGUCCUUUCAAAGACCGCCUCUUCCUCGACAGAGAGCUCGCCGAGUUCCUUGAGAUUGCUCGCGAAGAUCACCUCACCACCCGAGCCGCGUUGCAUGGCAUCAUGGCGGCCCGUAUGAGGGGUGAACGUACCAAAAUACUUCAACCCUUGCCACCGCCUUCGCAGAGUGCCAUCGCUCCCACUUCCAAAGCCGCCUCCCUCGCCGACGAUGAACCUCGAACCUCGUCUCGUGCCAGUGCUGCCGAAUCUGCUUCGCAGUUGCCGCCCCUCAACUUUGACUCUGCUCAGAGCCAACCUGCUGCUUCUGCUGCACCCAUGGCCCAGACCGCCUCUAACACUUCACAGCGUUCCUCCGACCAAAUUGGCCGAGUCUCGAACGCCUUCAAAGACUCUGCCAGGGGUGAAGGUACCGAUAAGGAGUCUGUACGGGCUGCCUCACCCGAUUUUGAAUCGUUCCGCCCACCUCGCGAGACUCAUCCCAGUCAAUCCGUCUCGACACAGCCUGAUGCGCCCACGGCCAGCGCACAGGCCCCUGCGCCCACAACUGCAGCCCCCGUUGCCGCGGCGCCUCUCAACAACGUCGUUGCCACAUCUCAGCCUCCGCCUGCAAGCGCCCCUGUCGUCUCGCAGCUCAGCUCCGUCGCACAUUCUAGAGAUCAGCAGGACGAACGUUCCAGUGUUCGUGCCUUGCCAAGCUCUACGAGUGCAGUCCCACCUCAAACACAGGGUGUGCAACCUGCUUUGCAACCUGCACAUGCCGCUGAAUCCUCGCUUGAUUAUCUCAAUCCCUCCAACGCCAACGCCAACGUCAAGGCAGACCAAGCCACGCCCACCGCUCAUGGCGUCGAUGCAGCUGCUCCUAGAUCUGCUGCCGUGUUUGGACCAUCUGGCCGAGGUGCAGAGCAGACUGCUCCUGAACAGCCUCGUUCCACGAAGCGCGACUCGGACUUGCCUACCAACUAUGACGAGAGCGCUCUUUUCUACAUGGCUUCCAUCUCUGACCAACUCCCUGCCACAGGCUCACAGCCAGUCGUCAUGCCGGCACCCAGCCGCAAUAUCGUGACCAAGGAAAGCUCUCAGGCUUCUCGCCCUCACAGCCUUGCACCUGCUUCGGGCACCACCUCAGCCAUCCAGUCGGAAAGCACCCACGCUACGCGUCUCUCAUCUGACCAGCAGCAGUCCGCACACGCAGCUCCUGUCCAGAACGAGCUUGCCAAGGCCGAUCCCGCGCCUGUCGGCAGGAUCCACCCGACUCAGGACGACACCAUCAACGACGAUGCGCUCGCUGCCUACUCGUUCUUGGAGCAGCCUCCCUCGCCCGCCCUCAGGGCCAAGGAGGCGGCGGUCGUCAAGACGAACGUGGUCGAGCGCAACACCGUCUCGACUCCUUCAGCCGCCGUGCCCGUGCAGCCUGCGCCGACUGCUGAUGCUCAGACGUCCGUUGACAGCAACUUUGGUGUACGACCCUCGGCUGCUCAGUAUCCCUCCACGUUCGGCCAGAACAAGAGGGCCGCCGAGCGCAAGUCUGCGGCCCAGCUCCAGGCCCAAGCUCACCAAGAGGCGCUCUCCCGACCUGGUCGUGCCGGCGCCAACAGGCCCAAGGGUAUGCGCCGUCCUGGCUGGGUGGACGACAGCGAAGAGGAAGAAGAGGAAGAGGAAGAUGACGAGGAAGAGGAAGAGGAACGUUCCAGUCGCGUCGUUCAGGCUGCUGGUGCCGGUCGUUCAGCGGCUAGCUCCAGCCGGGCUGCACCAGGGACAGAGUCCCCUGUCAACUUGGCUGAUUCCGUUGGUAGCCUCGGUCGUGGCAACGAAGCGACUUCGCAGGGAGCUCCGGGUAACUUUCCUCGAUCCGUCUCUGGCUAUGGCGCCAGCUUCGUCGGUGGCUCGCGAUCCGACUCGCCCGGUCAGACACCUGCGCGUGGAGCUGUCCCCACUCAUCCUUCGAUCCAGGCCUAUCAGCGCCAGUCGAUGUUCAACAGCCAUCUUGCCGCAGCUCAUGGCGACGACUCUCGGUCCAACACGCCGCCUCAAGGCCCAAUUGUGCGCGACCGUCAGACAUUCCUGCAGCUCAAUCCGGAAGAUCAGCCGGGCGCUAUGACCACCGUUUUCACUCCCCACGGCCUGGUGCAAGCAGGAGCACAGGACAAGGCCGAGCGAUCAGCCAAGGCGCAGGAGGCCGAAGCGAGGGCAACGGGCAGGAACUUGGUCAACGUGCCCAACAAGCCUCCUCCUCCGCAGGCGGGUCUUCUUGGCGCCAUCACCGCUCACGAGCGCGAUCGCAAGGGUGCUGGAGGGUUCGGCGCCACGCUCACCGAACGGGAACGUGAGCGCGUUGCAGCUGAGCGACGUCAGCGCGAGGAAGAUGCGCUUCGACAGCAACAGCAGCAGGCGCAACAGCAGCAAAUGCAGCAGAUGCAGCAAAUGGCCUACUUCAAUCCGAUGAUGUAUCAGCAGAUGAUGAUGUCCGGCAUGAUGGGUGGCAUGGGCAUGAUGGGUAUGGGUAUGCCACAGAUGGGUGGCGGGUUUGGCGGCUCACAGAUGGGUGGCGGCGGCAGUCAGAUCGGUGGCAUGGGUGGAGGCUUCGAUCCGAUGAUGGCACAGCAGCAAGCGAUGCAGGCCGCGCAGAUGGCGUACAUGAACGCUCUCUCGCAAGCGCACCAGGAAGGAUCUGCGCUUGGACACGGAUCCAUGAUGGGACACGGCUCGCCUGGCGCUGCACCUGCUUCGACCAUGGGCAUGCCCAUGGGCAGCAUGCCGUUCGUGGCCAGCCCACACAUGAGCAUGAUGGGUCUGCCUUACCCUGGCUUCUCGGCACAGUCUGCCAUGGGGGGUGCUGCGUCGCCGUCUGAUUUCAACGCUGCCGGUGCCGGGGCUAGCCCAUUGCCUCGCUCGCCUUCCGGUAAGCCCAACGGACAAGGCAAUCCUUAA
Sporisorium graminicola is the source of this 4701-nucleotide messenger RNA. RefSeq lists its product as uncharacterized. The coding region runs from base 1 to 4701 and encodes 1566 amino acids. The record is from RefSeq and is a predicted model, not a curated record. The transcript has a single exon. Lineage: Eukaryota; Fungi; Basidiomycota; Ustilaginomycetes; Ustilaginales; Ustilaginaceae.